Messenger RNA from Carica papaya (papaya), 1686 nucleotides. RefSeq names its product pectinesterase 5-like. NCBI's taxonomy places the organism in Eukaryota, Viridiplantae, Streptophyta, Magnoliopsida, Brassicales, Caricaceae. Gene Ontology annotation, biological process: cell wall modification. The record is from RefSeq and is a predicted model, not a curated record. Gene Ontology annotation, molecular function: enzyme inhibitor activity; pectinesterase activity.
AUGAUCGGUAAGGUAGUGGUUUCGGGGAUUUCUAUUCUUCUAGUUGUGGGAAUCGCCAUUGGUGUCAUUGCCGCAGUUCAUAACAAGGGUGGUAAGGAAGAAAACCUCACGGCUCAGGCCAAGGCGGUGAGGGCUAUAUGCGAGCCAACUACUUACAAAGAUGUUUGCACCAACAGCUUGCAAAAUGCUACUAGUACCGAGCCAAAGGAGCUUAUUAAGACCAUUGCCAUGGUGACUAAGCAGGCUUUGAUACAAGCUCACAAGUUCACUGAAGAUGAACUCGUGAAGAACCAUGCAGAAGAUGUUAAAAAGAAGGAACUUGAGUAUUGUAAAAAGAUGCUCAACUUCUCUUUGGAAGAUAUACAGGAAUUUGUAGAUGAGUUUGAUUCCUCUGACUUCAAAAACUUGAGCGAUAAAUUUGACGAUAUCUGGCAAUUGAUGACCAACGUCUGGGUUUACCAGGAAAGUUGUUUGGAAGAAAUUAUGGAGGAAGAUCUCAAGAAAUCCAUUGAAGAUGGUACAAGUGAUGCAAAAAAGAUGACUAGCAAUACUCUAGACAUCGUUGCUGACUUAAACAAAAUCCUCUCUAGCUUUGGUCUCAACUUCAAUCUUACAACAAAUUUGUCUGAUCAUCCCCCCUCACGCCGUCUUCUUGAUGUUGGUGAGCCAAAUGAGUUCCCAAGAUGGGUAUCAGCUGGAGACCGUAGGCUUCUUGCUGGCCGUGGAGGUAUUAGGCCAGACGCUGUCGUGGCUCAGGAUGGCAGCGGGCAAUUUAGGACUAUUAAAGCAGCUCUUGCCGCUUAUAAUCCCCCUAAGAACGUCAAAACCAGAAAAAGAUACAUUGUUUACAUUAAGGCUGGAGUUUAUCGCGAGUCUGUUACCAUCGAAAAGAAUCAGUACAAUGUGUUCUUUUAUGGUGAUGGUGCAGGCAAGACCAUUGUUACUAAUAACAAACAUGUCUUUGGCACCAACCUUCGUACAUCAGAAACCGGCACAGUUACGGUAUAUGGAAGAGGGUUCUUGGCGAAGCACAUGUCAUUUGAAAACACUGCAGGACCAAGUGGGCACCAGGCGGUGGCUCUCUUGAUCCAAGCUGAUCUAGCAGUGGUCUAUGAUUGCAGAAUCGACGGGUAUCAAGAUACUUUGUACUAUAACUCAGGCAGACAAUUCUUCCGCAACUGUAUCAUCUCUGGCACUGUUGAUUUCAUCUUUGGAAUGGGAGCGGCUGUGAUCCAGAACUCAUUGAUUAUCGUGAGAAGAGGAAACGAUGGGCAAAAAAAUACAGUGACUGCUGAUGGAAACUCGAAGGGAAAGAACGCACACAUCGGGCUCAUCAUCCAAAAUUGCAAGAUCGUGCCAGAGUUGAGGCUUGCGCGAGACGCAAAAAUGAAGUCUUACCUUGGUAGGCCGUGGAAGCAAUAUGCCACCACCAUUGUAAGAGAGACAGAACUAGGUGGGUUCAUUGACCCAGAGGGGUGGAUGCCUUGGCAAGGUAGCAGUUAUGAGAACACUUGCUUCUAUGCCGAGUACAACAACAGAGGACCUGCUGCAAGAACCAACUUGAGAGUGAGGUGGAAGGGGUUCAAGGUUAUUACGAACCCAGUUGAGGCUAGGUUGUACAGUGUUGGACCUUGGAUUCAAGGAUACAGAUGGCUGAGGGGCACCCGGGUGCCAUUCAACCUGUAA